AGGCACAUUGCGUAGCUACCACAAACUACAAAAUCAAAAAAUUUCAUCCUCCUUCACACGCCACAAAACACUUCACUCUUCCACACUAGUAGGCCCUUCAAAGGAAUCACUCACUUCUGAAUUCCCAUACUCAAAAAAUCAAAAACAAAUCUUCAAAAUCUUCCAUACUUAACUUUAAUGGCUCUCCAUCUUUCUCUCUCUCAUCAAUCAUGGACUUCUACAGCAAAUUCCAUCACCUCAUCGGAUCUUACCCGUGGAUCAAUCCCCACUACCCGAUUGCCAAGACGGGUCGAAUUUAGUGAGAGUUUCAAGAGUCAAAACCUAGUGAAGAGGAAAGAGAUAAUGAGAGGUCAAAUUAGAGCAAGUUUGGAAACAAUGGGUGCCCAAGUUGAAGACAUUGUUGGGAAAGUUACCCAAGUUAAUAAGGAUACUUUCUGGCCUAUUGUUAAGGCUGCUGGUGAUAAACCGGUUGUUCUUGAUAUGUACACUCAAUGGUGCGGUCCAUGUAAAGCAAUGGCUCCAAAAUUCGAGAAAUUGGCGCAGGAGUAUCUUGAUGUUGUCUUUCUAAAGCUUGAUUGUAACCAGGAAAACAAGCCCUUAGCAAAGGAACUAGGCAUAAAAGUUGUUCCAACUUUCAAAAUUCUGAAGGAUGGCAAUAUCGUGGAAGAAGUGACGGGGGCCAAAUAUGAUACGUUAGUUGCAGCCAUUCAAACCGUUCGAAGUAGCUGAAUGAAAGCAUUCAAGUGUCUUUGUGUGUAUAUAUGCUGAUAAGAUCUUUGUUGCAACUGACUCAGGGGACGGAAAAUGAUCGGCAAUCAGAUGUACUAAGUUUAGCCACUGUAUUUGCCGAGAUUGUUAUCAGAACGAGAGUUGUAAUCGUAUACCUUCAUGAAAAAGAAGAAAAAAAAAAAAGCAGUUCUUAAAUGUUAA
This is a messenger RNA of Amaranthus tricolor (Joseph's coat), 930 nucleotides long. Its product is annotated as thioredoxin F-type, chloroplastic-like. NCBI's taxonomy places the organism in Eukaryota, Viridiplantae, Streptophyta, Magnoliopsida, Caryophyllales, Amaranthaceae. The coding region runs from base 178 to 729 and encodes 183 amino acids. The transcript is spliced from 3 exons. The record is from RefSeq and is a predicted model, not a curated record.